Messenger RNA from Thecamonas trahens ATCC 50062, 1370 nucleotides. RefSeq lists its product as uncharacterized. NCBI's taxonomy places the organism in Eukaryota, Apusomonadida, Apusomonadidae. The record is from RefSeq and is a predicted model, not a curated record. Gene Ontology annotation, cellular component: plasma membrane; cytoskeleton. The annotation marks the transcript as partial. The transcript has a single exon.
AGAUGUCGAGCACGGUAGAGGUUGAGGUUGUCGACGGAACCACACAGAGCAUAGAGGUCUCGUCGGCGACGACUUUUGGCGAGGCAAGCCAGGCGGUCGGGACGGGACUUGGCCUCAGCGAAGCGGCCAGCCAGCUGUUUGGUAUCUUCCAUAUUCGGGCAGGAUACGAACGGCUGCCGGAGAGCGAUGAGCGGGUGCUGGCGACGGUGCAGGGAUUUGGGGCGGAUGAAAAGAUGGCCAAGAAGAAGAAGAAGGUGUACAAGUAUCGAGCUGGAUCCAAGCUGGUGUACAAGAAGGUGAUCCAGGGCAGGCGAAAGGAGCUGCUCUGCAUCGAGGUGACAGCGUUGACACUGCUGUAUCACCAGGCCAAGGCCGAUGUCAUCAACUCGGUCAUUCCCACACAUGGACCCGACGCCAUCGAACUGGCGGGCAUCCAGAUGCAGAUCGAGUUUGGCAACUAUGACGAAGCUGCGCGUGCGCCCGGGUUCCUGGAAGACAAUGGGCUGCUGGACCAGUUUGUGCCGGCGCGAUCGCUGGCCAACAAGCUGCAUACUGCGCGCGAGUGGGAGACCGUCAUCUUCCAAAACUAUGCCGAGCACUUUGGGAAGAGCCAUGACGCGGCGCUGCGGUCGUACCUCAACGCGGCUCGGCGGUCCAAGUACUAUGGCGGGCGGGUGUUCCUUCCGGCAAAGUGUUACCAUCGCGGCUCUCUCAUCUCGACGGCGCGGGUCCAGGCCAUCAUUGCCUCGAACCAGUUUAUGAUUGUGGAUCCCAAGUCGCAGAAGGCUCUGUGGUCGUUCCCCUUUGCCUCGCUCUCCGAGUGGAAGGUCUCUGCCGACGGCCUCUCGUUUGCCUUUUACGUGGUGCCCAAGAACAAGCAGAAGCUCGAUCCGUUUGUCCUCGAGACGCCGCAGGCGGCGUACCUUGCCCAGUCGCUUGCCGCCGCCGCCGCCGAGGCUGCUGAGGAGCUCAACGCCCGCAAGCUCGAGUCCAUUGCCGCCUUCCGGGCCGCAGCCCGGCCGCAGGCGGACUCGCCAUCAUCGCGCGCCGUGUCCAAGUGGAAGGCACGUGCCGGCAUCACGUCGUCUGCCUCCAGCUCGGACGCUGGCAAGCCGGUCCUCACUCGCAAGGUGGUCCGGACCCGCAAGUCGGCCGCCGCCGCUCCGCUUGUGGUGGAUCCUGCCACUGCCCAGGCUGCUUCGGACGCGCUCGCCUCGGCCUCGAGUCCGAGUGCCGGACCCAAGGUGACCAAGCGCAUCCGUGUCCGUCGCCGCAAGAAGCCGCGCGCCGCCCUUGCCGACCGUGAUCGCCCGGUUGCUGCAAGCCCGGCGCAGCUGGCCAUGUCAUCAGUGUAAAUGUCAUGCACAAGU